CGCUUUUUGCUUCCUCCAUCGCAUCGUUGCGUCUCGAGUUCGCCUUACGGUUGUCCUCAUCUCUGUGAGACUGUCCUGCGGCCUCGCGUCUAUACCCACCCUCAACACUCAACGAAUGAGAGGUAUGUUCUUCACCCUUGCGAAGGAACAUUGAUCUAAACCGAUUCUUGACCCUAUACCAUACCUGGUAAUACCCAUUUUCAUUAUUCUUUCGGGUGCUCUGGUGCCUAGAAGGUAAAUUCAGUUGGAUGGGGCUAAUAGUCGUUUCAAAGAAGCAUUACGUGGCUCGGAAACACAUCUUCAAGAACUUCGGGCUUACUUAGCAUUGGCCGGGACGACUGUGUAUAAAAAUCCGGUUCAAACUCGAGCCAACUCCUAAACUCACUCAACACAAACGAAAAAGCCAUGAUAACUGUAUAUGAUUUGGGACCCUCCAAGUUCCCGGAAGCCUUUGGUUGUUCCCCUCACGUACGAAAAAUAAUCUUUGCGCUCAACUACAAACAGCUCCCGUUCAAAGUGUUCAUCAUUACAUCGUCGACCAUCGACUCCGUGGCUAAAUCAGUUGAGGCCCCUCCAACCGCUACCAAACCCGACGGUUCACCCAAAUACACGGUUCCCUUCAUCCACGACUCCACGACCGGAAGGUCUAUCUCUGAUUCAUUUUUGAUUGGGGAAUACCUUGACAAAGCGUACCCACACACACCAAAGCUUGUACCAGAAGGUACUCGCGUGUUACAAACCGUCUUUAUCGACGCUUUCACCGCCAAAUUCCAACUGUUGUCGCCAGUUUUUAGUCCCAGCUUCCGCAGGUCCUUAUCCCCUGAGCUCAGGGAACGCAUAGCUUUUUUGAAGGGGCCACUUCCUGAUCUACUCCCGGCUCAUGAACAGAAAGAGGUAUGGGAGAAAGCGAGGAAGGGUCUUGAAGAGCUGUUGUCAGACGCGGCCUACGGACAGUCUGGUUCGGUAUUUGUGGGCGGGGAUAAACCGGUUUUCGCAGAUUUUGUGUUGGCGGCUUUACUUGUGACUUUCAAGGUUAUGAACGGGGAGGAUAGUGACGAGUGGAAGGCCGUGUGUGGGUGGAGUAAAGGAAGAAUAGGGAGGUUGGUUGAGGAGGUUUUGCGGUACGAGAGAGUCUGAGAAAAUUACUAGUACUGUUAGUCGCCUAUUGGAGAAUAAAAAAUUGGGGUUUUGGCAUUAUUGAA
This is a messenger RNA of Marasmius oreades (fairy-ring Marasmius), 1202 nucleotides long. RefSeq lists its product as uncharacterized. Lineage: Eukaryota; Fungi; Basidiomycota; Agaricomycetes; Agaricales; Marasmiaceae. The transcript has 4 exons. The coding region runs from base 406 to 1137 and encodes 243 amino acids. The record is from RefSeq and is a predicted model, not a curated record.